AUGGAGUAUGAAAACGACACGAGACAUCGACAGGACGAUGAAUUAACAGCUCUUGUUUCGAUUUAUGGUGAUGAUGUCGUCCUCGUACCGAAAGAAAACCGCUGGAAGGUUUGGACUCCACUCGAUUUAUUAAUACAUCUAAAGCCAGUUUCCUCAGCUAGUGCAUCGACUUUAGAAUCAAUUCCCGAGAUUUUUUUGGAGAAUCCAAAAGGCAUAUCGAAAAAAGAUUUAUCCGAUUUAAGGAAUGAUCUCAUUGCUAAGGCGAAAGAGAAUCGAGGAUCAGAAAUUAUAAUGGAGCUUUGCCACAUGGUUCAAGAAUUUCUAUACGACAAAAAUGAGCCACCAGUUGGUUCAUUUCAUGACCAUAUGUUGCAGCAAAAGGCUGCUGCUGAAACUGAACUACUAAAAUUUCGAGCUGAUGUUGAAUUAAAAGAAUUACAAGAAAUAGAAGAAAUACAAAAGAUGCGAGAAGAAAAAUUAAAAUGGAAAGAAGCUGAAGAAAAAUUAAGUGGUGGUGAUCCAAUGAAUCUUGAGAUUAUUCAAUGUAUUGAUGGUUCAAAGAAGCGAAUACGCGUUUAUACGGCGAAAUCCGUUGAACGAAAUUUGCUCUGUUCAUUUUGCAAGGAAAAAUAUGCUAUUGAUCUGGAUUCUGAUCGGGAACUGAUUGUUAGCGAAUGGAUUUUUGAAUAUACUCGUGGUCGGAAGGAGACUAGAAAAGGUGCUUUUAAUGUUGAUAAUUUCUUGAAAAAGUUGGAUAUUGUUGAAGAAAUGAUGUUCAUGAUUUCAAAAUUUAAUCGCAUCCAUCAGUCGAUUGCUGCAUAUGCUUUUUUUGCUAUAUUUAAGAAGUCAAUUUCGCCAUCCAAUAUAAAUGUGAGGUGGGUAAUUUAUUUUUUUCUUCUUUUUGAGCUGGUACAUAUUCUUGCAUCACAUUUAACACAUUCAAUAAAAUGGUUACACGAAAAUCGAUGUCGUCAUGCCAGUGUUUCAUUAUCGUGUAUAUGGUUGGCAAAUGGAUUCACUUUCCGCAUAUCAGAUUGUAUUCUUCAGCCCUGUAUUCUAGACCUUUGUGCAGCAUUUAAUGCAUAUUGUGCUUCAUCUAGUAUGGCAGAUUUUAAAUCUAAUAAAGAUUCAUAUAAGCAAGAUUUGGUACAAAUGGCGCAAGUCUUUGAAACAAUAUAUCAGCAUUUGGAAAACAAUGAUGUCAAACAAAAAUUAAAAAUUUUCAUCAGUGCUGUAAAGGCUGCAAAAAGAAUCGAUGAUAUUUUGGAGCAUGAAUUUUUCAAUGAAGGACCGUCAAACUUUCAUUCGGAACCAGAAGUUGAUUUUCAAGCAGCUGCGCAUAGUCGAUUAAAAAAUGAAUUCAUUUAUAUUAGUUUUUUGGGUAAGGGCGGAUUUGGUGAUGUUCUUCUCGCACGGUAUUUUAUGAAUAAAUUGGAUGGUAACGAAUAUGCAGUUAAACGAAUUCCGCUAGAUUCUAAAGAUGAUCGUCUAAAUCAGAAGAUAACCCGCGAAGCUAAAUUGUUUUCGAGACUAAAUCAUCCUCAUGUUGUGCGUUAUUAUAGUGCAUGGAUUGAACAAGCACCUAUUCAGGGGAAUCGCCGUGCUCCCAAUGAAAAUUUCGUAGUGCUAUAUACCUUUUUUCUGUAUACCAUAUAUAAAUUAUUUUUCGGUCCUUUUUCAGAUUCAUUAAUGCCUUCAAAAAUCAGAAAUCUGGAAUUUAAAGCCAAUCAGAUCCAUUGUGAAUCUAAUGUUGAGUGGUCUACAUCAUUUCAAGUAUCCUCUAAGGAGUCAAGUAAUGGUGAAUCUGAAAGUGAUGAUGAAAAGCCUAUACGCACGUUAUUUUCGAAAUCAGUGCGCAGCAAAACAGAAAAUUCACAUUUUGAAAUUCUCUUUGAAAAUGAAUCUGAAGGUGAAUCAACUGAUGAUGCUUCCGAGUCAUUAAUGGUGCAGCAUAUUAAGCAGAAUGCAUCUCCAAAAAUUCUUUUUAUCCAGAUGGAAUAUUGCGAAAAGUCGACAUUGCGGGCACUCAUCGAUUCAUCACGUUUAUAUAAAAAUCCUCGUACAAUAUGGCGGAUUUUUCGUGAAAUAUUGCUUGGAUUACAAUAUAUUCAUAAAGAAGGAAUGAUUCAUCGAGAUAUAAAACCGAUGAAUAUAUUAAUUGAUGGGAAUGAUCGUACAAAGAUCGGUGAUUUUGGGCUUGCUACGCGUGAUUUUUUUAUUCGUAAAACAGCUACUGGUGAACAUGAAAAAAAUUAUUCACUGACAAAGGACAUUGGCACAACUUUGUAUAUGGCUCCUGAAUUAUUUUCUGAUCGUAUAAUUGCAUCGGGCUGCAACACUAAGUUGGACGUUUUUAGUUUGGGAAUUGUCCUUUUCGAGAUGUUUUAUUUGCCACUGUUACCAGGAAUGGAAAGGGUGAAGGUUUUACAAGCAUUAAGAGAUUCUUGUGCGUUUCCUGCUGAUUUUGCUUCAUCUAUACCAAAAGCCCACCAAAACGCAGCAAAGGAAUUGAUCACAGAAAUGCUGAAGCUAUCACCUAUCGACAGACCAUCUAUUCAAAAUUUGUUAGAAAACGACCGAGUACCACUCGUUGAAAUUGAAGAUAGUGAAUUUCAGAAAAUGUUUUGUCAGAUUUUAAAAAAUCGUCGAGGACGAAUGUAUCAGUGGGUUUUCGGUACCUUGCUUUCGCAACCCUUAAGUUCAGCAGCCGAUUAUCUCUACGAUCAUGAAUUAUGCUCAAUGUUCGAGUUAUCGUUACCCGAUUUGUAUUCUGUUGAAUGCUUGCGACGUGAACUUUCUCGUAUUUGUUCUCUUCAUGCAUUUGUUCCGCUUCCAUCUCAUCUUCUCGCGCCAUUCAAUAUUGAAAUUGCUUCAUUGUCCAGUUUAAAAUCUCGCAUAUGUAAACUAAUUGAUGAAAAUGGAAUCUGCGUAACAUUGCCCGUGAAUGGUAUACAUCCAAUAGAACGACAAGAAUUUGCUAUAGACUGCAUUGGUCCAAGGAAUUCAUCUUGCCUAUUAACUUCUGAUGUGCUUUCUAUAAUUAUUGAAGCAGCCAGUUUUAUUUCGGAAAUUGGUAGUAGUAAAUGGCAACUUCACAUUGGUCACUGUGGCUUGAUCCGUGGUAGUGCUCUUCACCUUGGUUUGGGUGAUUUGUACUUGAAGAUUCUCAAUGCCCUUUAUGGAAUAGGGAUUUCAAAUAAACCGCUUACUCAUGAUCAAAGAUUGGAACGACUUCGAAUUGGUGGCGAAUUAUCCUUCAGUCAGGCGAAGGCAUUACUCAGUUUACUUGAGGGUGAAGACACAUCUCUAGAAAAUUUGCGUGAGAGAUUUAAACCUCUUUUACGAAGUCGAUUUGAAAUACGUGAUAAUAUUAAAACCGCAAUCAAUGAUAUUAACACUUGUAUUGAAAUUCUUGGGCCAUUAACAGGCACGAAUAUUGACAAUAUCAUUUUCAAUGGAGCUUUGUGUUAUAGACCGCAUACAUUUUCAUCUGGUAUUAUCUUCGAAUUAAAAUUGCUGAUUUCACAUAAAGUUCGACCAAAAUCUAUUUUAAUUUGUGCUGGAGGUAAAAGGUUUUAUUUUUGUUUUCAAGGACGCUACGACCAAUUAUUGUCUGAAGAGCUUCGUGCUCAAGAUCCAAAAUCUCCAAUACCGUUAUGUGCAGUAGGCUGUUCUUUUGCUGUUGAUGCAUUUGCGCAUUUUUGCAAAAAAUCUUCUGGUUGGUGUGGUAGAUGGUGUUCAGCGCUGAUCUGUGCUGAAAAUGCUGGUUGCUUGAUUCAUUGUGCUGUUCUUGCUCGAAAACUGUGGAACCGUGAAAUAUCUGCUGAUGUAUUGCAUGACCCAGUGGAAUCCAGUAACUUUGCUGAAAUUCAAGCUAUCGUUAUUAGUAAUGAUGAGGCUCUGGUUCUUGAUGGAAUAACUAGAUAUCAACUAUUAUUCGAUGCUGUUGUUGAGCGAUUAUAUGAAAGAAUUCGAUUAGAAUCAACAUCAGAUGGGAAAUUAGAGUGUUCCAUACGAAACAUAAAUUUACCUAGUUCAACAGCUACAUCGGCCAAUCUAAAUCUUCAUUUCGCUGUUCUUGAUAAGCCAGCAACGAAUGUCAAGAAACGUGUUGAAAAUCAGGUUCAGAUGAGUUUAAAAAGAUCUGCGCAGUUAUUCGCUCCUUCUACAAUUAUUGAUGUUGUCGUAGUUGAUUUGUCGAUUGAUGCAACUCAGCUAUUAGGAGCGUUAAUCGAUCGAAAUUCUUCGAAAGCAGAUUUAUGUUUAUCAUUCAAAACUGUGGCAACACAAUUCAAUAGAUAUAAGAAAGAUUUACAGCUUAUUGAAGAAAUAUUGGAAACGUUAUUGAGUGCAAAAAAUAAUAAUGCCAUCGUUCUUUUUUCGCGUUUAACUGGCAGUGGUUACUAUAAAUUUAUUUUAUAA
Dracunculus medinensis (Guinea worm) is the source of this 4422-nucleotide messenger RNA. The record is from the annotation of a GenBank genome assembly. NCBI's taxonomy places the organism in Eukaryota, Metazoa, Nematoda, Chromadorea, Rhabditida, Dracunculidae.